Messenger RNA from Leptopilina heterotoma, 807 nucleotides. RefSeq names its product proteasome subunit beta type-6 (gene Prosbeta1). The record is from RefSeq and is a predicted model, not a curated record. Gene Ontology annotation, molecular function: threonine-type endopeptidase activity. Gene Ontology annotation, cellular component: proteasome core complex. The transcript has 5 exons. The coding region runs from base 103 to 795 and encodes 230 amino acids. Lineage: Eukaryota; Metazoa; Arthropoda; Insecta; Hymenoptera; Figitidae.
CUCAUUGACACGAACACACACACAAACAGUAAACUGUAUACACCGUACGGCAGUAAUUUUGUGACAGUUUUUUUUAUAAAUUAAAAUAAUUUAAGAAUAAAAAUGGCAUACUUAGAGCCUGCUCAACGUUUUGCAAUGGGAACGAACAAUAUAAUGGGUGCAGAUUGGAUGCAAUCGGAACACAGUACAGGAACAUCUAUUAUGGCUGUUGAAUUUAAUGGUGGUGUUGUAAUUGGAGCAGAUUCUCGUUCAACGACAGGAUCAUAUGUCGCUAAUCGAUAUGCGGAUAAAUUAACCAAAAUAACGGAUAAUAUUUACUGUUGUCGAUCCGGUUCCUCAGCAGAUACACAAGCAAUUUCAAGUAUUGUGACCUAUCAUUUGGGUUUUCAUCAAAUGGAAUUAGGAGAGCAACCAUUGGUAGAAACUGCUGCUAAUGUUUUCCGUGAAAUUUGCUACAAUUAUCGUGAUUCAUUGCUUGCUGGAAUUCUCGUAGCCGGAUGGGAUUCACGAAAGGGAGGUCAGGUGUACAGUGUUCCAAUUGGUGGAAUGUGUGUUCGUCAACCGAUCUCCGUUGGUGGUUCUGGUUCGACUUAUGUUUAUGGAUAUGUCGACGCCAAUUACAAACCAAACAUGACAAAGGACGAAUCUAUUGAAUUGGUUCAAAACACACUUGCUCUUGCUAUGGCGCGAGACGGAAGCAGUGGAGGCGUCAUUCGUCUUGGCGUAAUCACCGAGAAAGGAAUUGAACGCAAAGUAAUUCUAGGAAACGAAUUACCAAGUUUCUACCAAGAAUAAGUACAUUAAUUU